Messenger RNA from Pezoporus occidentalis (night parrot), 6767 nucleotides. It is a transcript of the gene HUS1, whose product is annotated as HUS1 checkpoint clamp component. Gene Ontology annotation, biological process: double-strand break repair via homologous recombination; telomere maintenance; mitotic DNA replication checkpoint signaling. Lineage: Eukaryota; Metazoa; Chordata; Aves; Psittaciformes; Psittacidae. The coding region runs from base 97 to 948 and encodes 283 amino acids. The transcript is spliced from 9 exons. The record is from RefSeq and is a predicted model, not a curated record. Gene Ontology annotation, cellular component: site of double-strand break; checkpoint clamp complex; nucleolus.
GGCUGGGCCUGGCCCUGCCCGCCCUUUUCCUGACAGACUCCGCCCUCGGCCGUGCGCCGGCGGCGGGCGGUGCUGCGCGGAGGGCUGGGGGCCGCCAUGCGCUUCCGUGCUAAGAUCGUGGAUCUCGCCUGCCUCAACCACUUCAGCCGUGUAAUUAACACAAUCGCCAAGUUAGCCAAGACCUGCACCCUGCGCCUGACUGUCAGCAAGCUGUACUUCAUCCUCUCUGAUAAAGUAGCCAAUGGAGGUGUUGGUAUGUGGUGUGAGCUGAACCAGGGGAAUUUCUUCGAUGAAUUUCAGAUGGAAGGAGUGGCUGCAGAGCACAAUGAGAUCUAUUUAGAGCUGAUGCCUGAGAACCUGUCAAGAGCAUUGAAAACUGCCCACAAUGCUAAGGCAGUGAAGAUGAAGUUGACUAACAAACACUGUCCCUGUCUCAGAGUUGCUGUAGAGCUGCCAUCCUUAUCAAGCAGCAGUAGGAUUGUGACACAUGACAUUCCUGUGGGGGUUAUUCCCAGAAGAUUAUGGAAUGACUUCAGAGAGCCCAGUGUGCCAGACUUUGAUGUCAGUAUUUACCUACCAGUGCUGAAAAUAAUGAAGAGUGUUGUGGAGAGAAUGAGGAAUCUCAGCAAUUACGUUAUGAUUGAAGCAAACUUGAGUGGAGAAAUGAACUUGAAAAUAGAAACUGACUUAGUUUGUGUAACAACACAUUUUAAAGACUUGGGAAAUCCUUCCUGGGCAUUAGAGGAUGGAUGUCAAAGUUCUCAAGACAGAGAUCCAGAAAGCAUGGCUGAGGCUCGCAUAGACAUCAGGAAGCUGCAGCAGCUGCUUGCUGGACAGCAGGUCAACCCCACAAAAGCAUUGUGCAAUAUUGUAAGUAAAAGAAUUGUCCACUUCAUCUUGCUUCAUGAGGAUGUUUCGCUUCAGUAUUUCAUUCCAGCACUUACCUGAAUAGUUUGGAAUCUCGAUCUUCCAAGCUUAUUUUAAGAUGCUGAAGAACCCUGUUUCAUCUCACAGCCCCUGAACCUGGCAUAUGGCAAACCAGGGAUGUCUGCAGAGCAGGCAGUACUGAGGCCUUCGUUACUGUGUUGACAAAAGGGGUUCUCAAUAACCAGAUGGUAUUGGGGUGUAAGUUUCCAGGUUGUAGGUCAGGAGGCAAUGACAUUGCUGGGGAAGAAGCUUAUUUAAGUCUAGAGGACUAGGGCAGAGGUCUUCUGAGGUACAUGGCAAUUACUGUAUUUCUGCAGGUGAGGGACCAAGCAUGGAAGAUCUCAUCUGAGAGGAAUGAAGAAUAGGAAAGCUGCAGCAGAACUGUCUCUGCUUCUCUCUUCUCUCUGCAUUGAUAAAUUGAAAUGAGGAAUGGGCAAAGUUACUCAAUCAGGGCAGCAAGAGAGUUUCUCAUUUUCUUCAUGCCUGGUCAACAUGUCAAAGCCUAAAACCCUCACUCCUGCCUGCCUUGACAGAAGACCAGAUGCCACAUUACAUUUACCUGGUAUGUUUGCCUGCCAUGUCAUGAAGGUUCUUCAAAAUGGAGACAAAAUCAGGACUUGAUAGAUCUUGUAACCCGAUUAAUGUAGCCAAAUAGCUUUUAUAUUUUAACUCCCACCCUGGCAUGAGACGUGCACUCUGGUCCUCUUAAAUAGAUGUCUCGCUUAAUAGACAUUUACAGUGAACUCUCGCCACAAUAAGGCAUUAUUACUGGUGCAACCAGCAGUCCAGAAGUGUAAGCUUCUCCAAGAUGUGUAAUGAACAGAUGAACAUUGCGCUCUGCAGUACUUCUGAGAAGCAGGGAAACAGGCUCAGCCUCAUUACUGAAUAAGGGCACACUCAGAAAUUCUAGGGGAGAAGCAGACUCAGGUUAUUUAGUGGGUAUUAUGGGGGGAGGUAUUCACAGCAACUUCUUUUCCAAACUGAAAAAUUCAGAAUUUCAAACUGGAAAAACAAUAUUCCUGAAAAAGUAAAAAAAGGCUCCUUCUACCUCCAGUGCUUUUCUUUAGUGCUGCUUGUUGGCAAUUUGACAUUUAAGUAUUUUCUCUCAGGCAGAAGCUUUUGGGAGGUAAAUGCCUUCAGCAGUUAAGAUCGCAAGGUGCUUUGUUGCCUUGAGUACCUUAGUAGAGGUUGAACAGACAACUGUGGGGAAAUGUGGGAUCAAAACUGCAAAUGUGCAUGUAUUUCAGGAGCCUCUGCAGCCUGUGAAGGCUGUCCCUGUAACUUCCUGCUGCCUGCCUUUCAUUUUUGCCCAGUAGUUGUGAUCACUGGUUGUUCCAUUUACUCCCCCUUUGAAGCCCAUUUUAAUCUUCAUCACCUCCCAUUAAGUCAGAUCUAUAUCCUUUCCCCUGCCACACUAUAAAAUCACCUGCUUAGAGCAGCAUCUGUGACCCUUCAUGAAUCGAGUAAUAUGAAGUUAAACUACAAUGAUAAAAGGAGUUCAAGUUUUGCUGCAGAAAAGCCAGAAAACAGCUAUCAGUGAGAUUCCUUUGUAGACUUUGUCCACAUUUGCAGCUUUUCCAGGCCCUGUGAGGCUGUUAACAGUUGGCCAGUCAGACCUGCAGUUAAACACAGGCUCUAGAGGCUCAUCAAGUGAUUUUUCAUGCCAGCCCACACUGUGUUCAAGCUAUGCAGAUCUCUUGGAAAGAAUCAGUCUUAAGUAUUUAGAGCAAUGAAAGCUAGAAGGCAUUAAACCUCAAUGUUUAUAAAAUACUAAUAACAUACAAUAAGCAGAAAGUACCUAGAUUCACUAAAGACACAGAAGGGAGACAGGAUUUAGUUCAUGUUCAUGUAGGUCUAGUUCUAUUAAAGCCUAUGGGAAAUGUCCAGAUAUAUCCCAAACCUGAGAAAAUUACCUUUUUUAUAUGGUAUAGUGAUUAAGGAGCUUUAGAAUGGAUGGUAGGACUGAGUCUUUUUCAUGUCUGGCUAACUGCAUUGGAGCGUUUAUACUACAAACAUGAAAUUGAUGAUAAUCUUUUGUUUACUUUUUAAGUAGAUCCUGUUUCUAGAGGGUAAUUCAAUCUAUCUUAAUUCAUUUAUUUUCAUUACAGAAAUGCAUGAUAUGUAUAAAUGCUAAAUGAGCAGUGGAGGUGGAUGGCGGGAGGUUAGUGGGAGCUGGCUGGGAUUUCAUAAACACAGUUACCACAGAGAAGCAGUGAUGUGCAGCCCAAUGGAAAGAGCCAAGACUGAAUCCAAGUUGCUGUAAGUUUAUUCUCCUCUCCUUAAAAUGUACAGUGUUCUGCAGCAGAAUGACCACCUGCUUCAAAAACUGUAUGAUUAUCUCAAUGUGUUGAUUGUUUCCACAUUUUAACAAACCCACUCUGAUGCCAUCAACAAAAAGAUGAUUAAUACUGAAUACUUUAUGGUAGUAAAAUUCAAUUUAUAUAUAAAACCUAAUUGCACACAAAUGUAUUAGAAGCAUGAAGUGAUAAGCAUUCUACACUGUUCCCAUGCGUCCUCUUCAAUGAAAGAAAGAUGAGAUUAGGGUCAUUACUUAUCCCUGAAGAAAUGGGACUGGAUGAUCAAAAGAUUUUAUAGGUGCGCUUCUUUCAUCUCAGGCUUCAGGGUUUUUUUGUUGCAGAAUCAACAGGUAGUGGUUCUUAGUUACACUAAGGUCUUCCCAGGCAGAGACAGCAGUGUGUAAGUGCCUUAAAAUCACAGCACCUUCUCUGUGCAGAAAACAAGCCAAAGGUCUUUGUGUCAUACAUGUCCUCUACUUCCAAGAGAACAAAGGGAUGGAUGGCUCAAAAGUAUCCAAAUGAUAGUAGCUUGUGAGCUGUAUAACUGCAGUAAGUAAUGUUUUUUUCCUUUUUUGCUUAGUCUUUCACACAGCAGUUGCCUACCCACCACUAAGAAAUCAUUUUGGGGCUGAUUUUGGCAUCCUCUCUGUCUUCAUUUGUCUCUUAGACAAAGGCCACAUGUCCUUGGCCAUGGGGAAUCACAACCCGUUAAUAAAAGAGCUCUGCUCUGCCUUUCACUGGGACAGUGGUGUUUUCCUGUCCUCACUGGCUUCUGAUGCUCUGUUUAAGCUGUUGUAUCUCACAUGUUUAAUGAGAACUGACUGUAGCUUCCUGAUCAUGAGGCAGCAUUCAUUCUAAUGGAGUUGGUAGAGGCAGUCAGACAUUUGCUCAAAGGGCAGGUCCCCCAAAAGUCCAGUCUAUCAAGAUUAAAAGUUUAAACCUUGUUUUUAAUAGAAGUUUAUUAUAUAUAUUUUAAGGGAAAACCUCAAUGUUGCCUAUUAGGCUUAAAGUAUUUGUAACAAUUUUGGUUACCAUUCCUACCCAAAGCAAAUGCUCUAUCUGCUACAUGCUGUUGCUGGAGUGGGUCAGGCUCUCUUCAAAGACGUAAAGCCCUAGAAAGGCCAAGAAAGUCAGUUUCUGUUAUUUACAUGAUCUAACUGUUUAGUUCAAGACACUAAGUUUGUAACAGCUGCUGAAGUAUUUCAGGCAAACAGCUAUUUCUACUGUGUUUUAUUAUGUCUGAUGCAUCCCCACAGCCACCCAAGAAUGAUUGCAUUAGCAGGUAGAACAGUAACAGAGAGUUACAAUCUGUGUUUGGAUGCCUAUUACAUCAUUUCUGAACAAUUCCACACGUUUCUUUUAAUGUAAUUUCGGCAGCCUAAACUGGGGGCAAACUCAGAGGGUUGGAUGGCCAUUCUGCAUCUGGUUUCUGUUACUGAGAAGCUGACGGACACCAUUUGCUCAGACUGCAGAGAAAAAGCUUGGGGUGGGUUUUUGGGUUUGGGGUUUUUUUUUGUAUUUAAGACAGACUGCUUUUGCUUGCAGCAUCUCAGGCCUGAAGCAACACAAAGCACAUGUUACUUCCUUCCAGAUGUGUGUGAAUGUUGUUAAAAUUGUUCUGUGUAGCACUUAGUCGUGUACCUUAAAUCCAUUCUUGAGUAACUGUUUCAAUACUGGUAAGCAUUAAGGGGCUGAUACAAAGCCUGCUGUAAUCGGUGUGUGUCUCCCUGACUUUACUGCAUGUAUCAGCUCCUCAGCCCUUGCUGAGAUUUGCUCACAGACACAGAUUCUGUGAAAAUAUUCCUCAUUUGUCUGUUGUUUCACUUGCAACUUCCCAACUGUGUUAAAUUAUUAAUGGGGGCCCUGAGUUAAGGAAGGCCACAGAACUCUUAAAAAACAAAGAAAUAAGGGGAGCAGCUUAUGUUACUUGUCACCAUGAUGAUCUUGAACAGCUGCUUUUUGUCUGAAGUACAAAUGCUGUUGACGAAGGUACCCCAAGACUUUGUUGACACAAAGGGCAAAGCUGUUGCUGCACACCAGCUCUUGCCAGCAGAAUGAGACCUCCAGAUGCCAAUGGUGACUUCAUCUUCCAAAGCUGGGUGUGCACUGGAGUUGGUGUUUGGGGCUGAAGUACACAAAGAGAUUAAAAGAUUAUUGGCUCUUCCCGAAAGGGAUUGUCAACCUAACAACCCCUGAAGACAGAGAACAAACUCUCCAUGCUGGGUAAUAAACUCCACAAAUGCAUGGAUUCUGUUAAAUUUGGGGCCAAAUUCAGAGAAAGCCACAUCCAGUCCAUGGACAUGCGAGAAUACAGAAGUAUUCUAUUAAUACAUUUAUGAAACAGAAAUCCCAUCCCUCUUUCAGCAAACUUUCAGGGUCUGAAAGGGAGUAAGCACCAGGUUUACUUUUGCCAGUUGAUUUAAAAGCUUUUUCCCCCCCCCUUUUAUUAAGGAGUCUUUCAGGAAUACCCAAUUUCUUUUUUAACAGUGUAAUAAUAUCCCCCUUUACAGAUGUAGUAAACAUUAGGACAAGAGAUGAGCUAUAUGAUACCCUCCACACUUUGAGAGACACUGCAAUUGCUAACAGCUUUGCUCUUUGUAUGACAAAGCUUAUUUAGGAGAGAUUCCUUUAAGGUGUAUGCCAGUGCCCAUCUGCACCCAUCUACAGCUGUGGUAUCACUUAAGACCGCAACACUUAACUCCUUUAUACAGCCUGCUCCUUGGUGUUGAUUUAGUCCUUGUGGUAGGAGGUUGACAUUGCUCAUUUUGGAGGCUGAAAUUCUGCUUCCUAGAAAUCAUCAGAGAAGGCAGUCACUGUUUCCUCCUGCAGAACAAGUGAUGGUAGAGGCACACUGUCCCAGCUUUCUUAUAGCUUAACCUCCAUCCAGACUGACUAACUAGUAAAUGGCAUAUGCCUCUUUCCACAGGGACAAUCCACAAGAUGUUUACUACUGUCAGGGAUGGUAAGUUUUGCUGCACUGUAUUCCUGAAGUGAGUAGUAAUAGAUCUGUAUGUCAGAAGCCCUCUUUCAAAACUAUUUACAGGCAAAGAAGAGCUGAGAACUAAAAUUAUGAGGGUACACAGGAGGAAUGCUAUCCAGAGAUGCAGAAAUGUUUUUGUGGCUCUCAGUGUCAGCAAAGGCACAUUAAGAAGAAGUAUCUUAAAUUUCUUUUGGCAGCAUCACGUGUUUUUAUUCUGUCUCAUAAGAAAAAUAGCAACUUGUCUAUACAUGACAGUAGCAAAAAUGCUCCAAGAGGCAGAAGUACUAUUGCAACACACUGUGCCCUGAGGGACACUAUGUCCUGUUGCACAUAAAAAGUGUCAUUUGCUUUGCGGAUAGUCUUCAAACAAGUUUCUGACUUUAAAUACUUGAUUUGACUGUUGUUAGAACAAUGUUGAUAAAGCACAGCACCGUUUCCCAGAUGGAAGCCUCUUUACUAAUUUGGUUUAGUACAGGAAAUUCUGUGCUUCUUAUUAAGAAGAAUAAGAACAAGCUCCUUUAUCACUGACUUAUUUGGAAUAUAAAUCUCCGCUUCCCUAUCCA